UUUUAUCAGUUCAAGGAUGUUGAUGCUAUAAUAAAAUUAAAAAACUGUGAUAUUGGAAAAUGGGGAUUUUGAGGGACAGUAAUCGCUCCUCUUCUUCAGCAACUACACCUUGUGCCCAUCUCAGGACUGCGUAUCACAACUGCUUCAACCGAUGGUAUUCGGAGAAAUUCCUGAAAGGGCAGUGGGAGAAAGAAGGGUGCAUUUCUGAGUGGGAGAAAUACAGGCAGUGUUUAUCUCAACAUUUGGACAAUAAGCAUCUAAGUAGGUUCUUGGAAGCUGAUGUGGUGUUGGAUUUGACUGAUCAGGCUGAAUUCAAGAGCAAAACUGGUGUUUCUUAGUGAUUUUAUUUCCUACUGAGGUGAAUGCUGGAUUUUCUUUGUAGCUUUUGUGGAUUAGAUCAUUGAUUAGAACUGAUUGUGUAGUGUUUAGAAAUUGUUAUUGGUCGUAUACUUGCUUUGUGUGUUUUUGAGACCGUGAGCCUUGAAAGUGAGUUUGAUUCGAGUUAUAUGUGGAUGCUGGAUUUUCUUUGUAGCUUUAGAAGUUGUUAUUUAUCGUAUACAUGCUUUGUGUGAUUUUGA
Messenger RNA from Salvia hispanica, 578 nucleotides. RefSeq names its product protein phosphatase. Gene Ontology annotation, biological process: phospholipid translocation. NCBI's taxonomy places the organism in Eukaryota, Viridiplantae, Streptophyta, Magnoliopsida, Lamiales, Lamiaceae. The record is from RefSeq and is a predicted model, not a curated record. Gene Ontology annotation, molecular function: phosphatidic acid transfer activity. Gene Ontology annotation, cellular component: mitochondrial intermembrane space; nucleus; cytosol.